Molecule: messenger RNA, 8176 nt
Organism: Clupea harengus (Atlantic herring)
Lineage: Eukaryota; Metazoa; Chordata; Actinopteri; Clupeiformes; Clupeidae
Gene: lrrc4cb
Product: leucine rich repeat containing 4C, genome duplicate b
Biological process (GO): regulation of axonogenesis; synaptic membrane adhesion; modulation of chemical synaptic transmission
Cellular component (GO): postsynaptic density membrane; plasma membrane; glutamatergic synapse
Molecular function (GO): cell-cell adhesion mediator activity
Source: RefSeq, a predicted model, not a curated record
UGUAAAGGUUCCAUUGUGUGUUAUUGUAUGUGCACUACUGUAAAAGUUCCAUUGACAGGUGGACAAGUAGGACACCAGUGUGGCCAUUGACACCCAACUGUAGUCUUCUUAGACUCUGUCAACUAUAUGUUGUUUUUGUGCAGAAUAAACCAUAGUGGUUGUGUGUGUGUGUUCUUUGGUCUGUGAAGAUCUUAGGCUUACAUGGUCCAGGGAAUUGUAAAGGAAGUCUACUCUAUGAUACCUUUUACAAUGAAUGGCUUUGAAGAUGUCAGAACACAAGCUGAAGCACAUACCUAUGUCCUUGGUACACGCCAGCCCUGCACAAAACUGAAGUCAGAAUACCAUUAGUUGGGCUUGGAGACGUGGCUUUAACUGAACUCUCCCAUCAACUGUCUGCAGAAGGACCAGGGAGAACGUGGAGCGCUCUGGAGACUGCAUGGGCUGCAGACAACUGCAAAAGCCCUGCCUCCAGAAAUGCCUACAAAAGCCCUGCCUCCUGACAGGCUUGCUGCCCUAAAAGGAGAAGGAUGGAAAAACAUAUGGGGUGAUGUGGAAAGACACCUAAGAAUAAUUUGAUGACAUUGUGUGACUUUCUGCAUCUAAUGACGUGCCAGCUACUGAGAACAGUACUGCAAAAUAAUAGGUUAACUAAUAUUUGUAAGUUAAGAAAAAUAUCAGUAGGCUUGUUCUAUGAAAGACCCAUCCUGCUGCUCCCGUGUAUAUAAAGGACGUCGUUGUCUUGCUAGUCUUGGGCUACAUGUGCCAUCCUAAGAAUCCACACACAGGUGCAGUAAUGUGCAGUUACCAUCUGAGGUGUUCCUGCUGAAGCGGUAAGCAUGGGUAAACAUUAGAGCAAAUGUUGCUCUUCCUUCUAAUUCUAAAUUAUUUUAGAACAUGUGUUGUGGCCAUCUUGACUGACGCAGCAGCAUAAAAGGUAGACAGACAACAAGUUCAUGGAGAUUUAAAGAUAAAGAAACUGCACUCACAUAAUACUCAUAUACAUAAAAUGGAUGAGAAAAUAAUGAAGGAUACAGAAGUAUGAGCACAGAUGAGGGCAAUUAAAUGAAUUGUGCCCAGCUACCACCCACUGCCUCUGCAUUGUCACCCCACGGCCAGAUGGGGGCGCAGUGGUCGCAACAUGUGACCGCCUAUCCCAGUUCAGCAACAAUUUAGUUUACCAGCAUCCAUCCCCUCCACCUGGUCAGGGAACUGCUGGGGUUUCAAACCUGCACAAUCAAAAUUGUACAUUACUGAAAUGACGCAAUUUAAUCAAUGAAUGUGUGCCUGAUCAACAGUCCGUAGCACAUAGCCUACAUAUUCUGUAUGCAGUCCAUAGCCUAACAUAAUAACCUUUUAUAUCCCACAGCCACAAUACGCAUUUGACACUUGCUAUAACUGCAUCCAUUCUAUCUAACACAGUGGGUUGUCCAAGUAGCAGCAUAUAUCAGUUCCAACCAGUAUCCAGAGAGGUAACAUCUUGCCUAUUUGAGAUGCGGAGCGUCCACCAUUCGCCUCAGGAACUGCAGGAGAUGUUUAGACGAUGUAAACUGCAUCAGUGCGUUCUUUCAUGAGAAGGAAACGCACGUACUUUGAUAAGCUUACAAGGCAAUUGUCUUUUUGACCCCUUUUUUGUUGGUUCGUUUCAUUCAUCUAAGAGAGCCGCUCUGCGGAUACAGACGUGAACAGUUCUACAGCGUCCAAGUCAUCAGCUGGAUGACAGAGCACUGCCACUGAGAGGAGUUGAUGAUGGUCUUCGGAUACAGCUCGUAAACGGAAUCGAUGGGCAGUUGGAGCAUUUUGGAGCCAUGGAACCGUUACCAUAACACCGCAGUUUGGGAUUCGCAGCAAUUUGUCCAAGGUUUUAAGAAAACAAAAGCAGUAGCCUAUUGACGGAAAAUUGAUGAAAAAAAGAGGAGGACAGUUUAGAGUCGUUUGGAAACUUCAGGGCGAAGACACAUAUCUCUUCAGAGGCAGCUAUUUUUCACUUGACUCAUUAAUCAACCACAGGCGGUUUAGAUUUGGGCAUUGCUGCUAACAAGAGCCGUGGAACACAGAUGAUGCACGUUUUAGGAAACGCGGUAAAAUAGCAUUUAGAGCAAAAUACGCUUUCUAAUAGCCUUCAUGCUGAACAUAUGCCCGUGGAUUCCAGUUGUUCAGAAUAACUAAACUGGAUUUUUUCCCCCAUCGGAAUACCAGUUGAGGGGAGGCAAUGCUGGGAGCCCCGUGAUUUUUUUCUCACCACUGGGGAAAAAAGAAUUCGACGGUGCUGAUUGAACUUGGGCGAAUAUGCUGCUCUUUGUUGCUCGGGAUUUUUAAAUUCUUAAAUAUUUUGAAUAUUUUUGUAGUUGUGUUUUUAUUUGUAUAGCCUACCUGUCCAUCACCCUACACGCUAUAGCCUACCCCUCAAAACACCUAAUCAUACAUGGAUUAGGGUACACCGCGUCGAUUGUCGAAGCUCCUGUGGAUUUUUUAUUUUAUUUUUCAGCUCCCGCACGUUUCAGCGUUUUAUAAAUGCACUGUCUAAUUCCAGAGAUUUGGAGAGAGAGGAACAGCAGCUGAUAAAUUAUGAAUGUUGAACAAGAUGACCUCUUACCAUUGGAACCAGAUGAUGAGAGGUUCUAGAUGGAAAGGAGCCUUGUCUGACCCCCUCUUCGUGCUGCUGUUGCUGCUCCAGUUGUUGGUGGUGGCCGGGUUGGUCAGAGCCCAGACCUGCCCUUCGGUGUGCUCCUGCAGCAACCAGUUCAGCAAGGUCAUCUGCACACGCCGAGGAUUGCGAGACGUGCCUGAUGGCGUAUCCACAAACACUCGUUACCUGAACCUCCAGGACAAUCUCAUCCAGGUCAUCAAAGUGGACAGUUUCAAGCACUUGCGCCACCUCGAGGUCCUGCAGCUCAGCAAGAACCACAUCCGAAGCAUAGAGAUAGGGGCUUUCAAUGGACUCGCCAGUCUCAACACACUGGAGCUUUUCGACAAUCGCCUUACUACUAUUCCCAAUGCAGCCUUUGAGUAUCUGUCCAAGCUGAAGGAGCUGUGGCUGAGAAACAACCCCAUCGAGAGCAUCCAUGCUUAUGCCUUCAAUCGACUCCCCUCCCUGCAGAGGCUGGACCUGGGCGAGCUCAAGCGGCUCUCCUACGUCUCUCAGGCGGCUUUUAAAGGCUUGAGCAAUCUGCGCUAUCUUAACCUGGGCAUGUGUAACCUGAAGGAGAUCCCCAACACCGUGCCCUUGGAGCGGCUGGAGGAGCUGGAGCUGUCGGGGAACCAGCUCUCGGUGCUCCAGCCAGGCUCCUUCCGGGGGCUCGCCAACCUGAAGAGGCUGUGGAUGAUGCACGCUCAGAUUCAGACCAUCGAGAGAAACUCCUUCGAUGACCUGCAGUCGCUGAUCGAGCUCAACCUGGCCCACAAUAACCUCACCCUCCUCCCACACGAGCUCUUCAACCCCCUGCAGCGCUUAGAGCGGGUGCAUUUACACCACAAUCCUUGGAAUUGCAACUGCGACAUACUUUGGCUUAGCUGGUGGCUAAAGGAGGUGGCGCCGGCUAAUGUUAGCUGCUGUGCCCGCUGCUACUCACCAGUCAACUACAGAGGACGAUACAUCGGAGACCUUGACCAGAGCUAUUUUCAAUGUCAUGCUCCUAUCAUAGCAGAGCCACCCUCAGACCUUAAUGUGACAGAGGGGAUGCCUGCAGAACUUAGAUGCGGAACAAAUACAUGGACCGCAAUCACCUGGCAGACACCAAACGGUUCGAUAAUAAAUGUUGGGGCCGUCCCCUCAAGAAUCUCCAUUCUCAAUGACGGGACACUGGUCUUUUCCAAUGUUUCACUGUGGGACAUAGGGAGGUAUACAUGCCUAGUUGUCAAUAUGGCAGGCAACACGUCUGCCUCUGCUUUUCUAAAUGUGACGUCCAUAGAGAACAGUGGCGUCACCUACUUCACCACGGUCACUGUUGAAACUAUCGAGUCACCAAAUGAUGAGGGCAGGACCCCAGUGCAGCCAGCCAAUAGCUGGGCGUCAUCCUCCACAACCAGGGGAACUCCAGUGGCGACAGAGAGAGCCUACACAAUCCCUGUUACGGACAUCGACGCUGAGAGUGUGGAUGGCUUGGAUGAGGUAAUGAAGACUACCAAGAUUAUUAUUGGCUGCUUUGUAGCGAUCACUCUCAUGGCUGCUGUCAUGCUCAUCAUCUUCUAUAAGAUGCGGAAGCAGCAUCACCUGCAGGAUCCCGACGGCCCCACCCAGACCAUAGAGAUCAUAAACGUGGACGAUGAGCUAACGGGGAUUCCCUCCUUAGAGAACCAUCUGACACUGCCCCCUCUAGGGCAUGACCACUACAAUCAUUACAAUACCUAUAAGACUCCUUAUCACCAUGGCCAUACAAUCAGUUCCUUGCAUACUUCUGCGCAUGAACCUUUACUAAUCCAAGCCAGCUCAAAAGACAAUGUCCAGGAGACACAAAUCUAGUCUGUCUGAGUUGCAAAUAAGGGGUGGUGUUGGACUGUGUGUGUUUGGAAGAGGUAGUGGAAUCAAAUGAAAACAAUUACAUUUGUAGAAAAUUGGUGGUUUCAUUUAGAUGUCAAGGUGUGGUCCAUCUUUAAUGGAUUACAUGAAUGUCAUUUCAGAGGCGAGAUUAGGAUCAUAAAAUGUAGGAAUAAUCCAAACGAUGGACAGAAUCCUUCUGUGUGAAACAACAGGUGGACUUGUGAUUUGGUGAUACGGAGUGAUAACAUUUAUCAAUGUCAUUGAGAGGAUGUAUGUACUCUUUAAACAAGUGUCUUUACAAAACGAAAGUUAUUUAUUUAAAAUAUAUGUAGUGACUGAAUCAAGAAAGAAAAAAAAAAACAUUUUUCCUUCAGCACUUUCUUCUUUUCGUUUCUAUGGGGAAAGAAUGGUUUACCUUAUAUGUCUGCACAUCAGUGUUAAACAAUGUCACUUUUUAGAAAUCAAAAAUCAUUACAUCUGAAAACAUGCUUUUCCAAAUUUUCGAGACACUGACGCACGCUGCUAUUUUUAAUAGAAAAAAAUGCUGCAUCUGUGAAAAAAAAUGCUACAAACCUAAUAGCAUAAAUCAUAAUAACAUAACCAGGUUAUCACAAUACCUCACAAUUCUAGAUAUUUUUUACCUUUUAGAAUUUAAGUUGUUCACAGUUUUUCAUACAGUACAUAUACUGUAGUGUUAUCUCAGAUGAGUCAUGUUCGUGCACAGCUGAUGGCUGAACAUGAAGAACUACCCUCGUCUUCAGGCCAGCUAUACCAUGACUGUGGGUGAUAUAAGGAAAAGACAUCACUACCUACUCAGUCAGUCUAAAUCCCAGCCACUGUAUAUGCCAUAGGUAGUUGAAAUUGAGUGCAGAUUGAAGAUGACACAUGGGCAUUCAGAUGGUAAAACACAUAUAAUUACAUAUCAGUGUACCGUUUUUUGUUGCAGGCAACCAAUCACUUAGUUUUCAUGCACUCCAGAUAUUCCAGCUACGUACCCUUGGAUGUGUAUUUAAUUUGUUUUUACAAAGCCCAUCUACUCCAUUAUGGGAUAAAAGCCAGGCCUUCAAAUUUAAAUUCAUCCCCCUCUGUCAAAAUGAGUGGAUGCUAAGGGAUGGUCAAGAAUUCAAAUAAAUGGCAAAUUGUACAUUUAUAAGAGAGCAAUACCAAACCAAACACCCAUAGAAACAGGGCACGUAACCCUGCGUCUAUGUCCAAUGCGGUCUGAUGUAAAGUUGAGACGGGGUGAUAAAAGUCCAAUGGUGGAUUGCCUUAAAUAGCAAGACUGUGUUGGCAAUGACUUUCGGGUGAACGGGAUAAACAGUCAAAGCUUUUUAUCCAAUCUAAUUUUGUGUAGUUCUGUGUAGAAAUGCAGCACUGAACGUUUGCACUGCAUUGUAAAAAAACAAAACAAACAAACAAAAUGAUUCCAAAGCCUCGGUCCUUUAAACGUGUCCUCAGCCGACAGUCACUCCAAAGCCUCGGCCCUUUAAACGUGUCCUCAGCCGACAGUCACUACAAAUUGUCCCUUUGCCCCAUUUGAGUACUUCAAUAAUUCAUAUUUAACGCUUUUGCCCAGAGGGACAGUGUGGAGGCUGCUCUGUAAAAAUGUCUCCACUUUGGUGAGGGAGAAUAUGAAUACAUAUGAAUAUGACAUAUAUGAAUGUCCAAUAUGAAUUUCAAAAAGCCUUGCUCACACGAACGUAGGAAUUUUCAAAAACACUUGCUCCUUUUUUUUGGAAGGCCUACAUACAAUUGCACAGUGCACACUGAUGGCUUGAAAAGGCCCAAAAGCAAUAAUGUAAGAACUCUGUUAAUUUGAGUGGAACAUGUUUUAAAUUUAAAACUGACAUGUUCUCCAUUAAAAUCAGUUCCUUUUGAAAUUAUUCAUUUAUUUUAAACAGCAGCAUAAUUUUAAACAUCUGUAAAUGGUGCCCUAUAGAACAAAACUGGUGCUGAGUGCUCUGUAAAUGUAGUGGUUGAGGUGGCUUUUGAGGUGGUCGUGGAGGGAGGUGAAUAAUGUAGGACUCCUUUAAGUUCUCUCUGAAUCACAUGCAGUUGAUGAGGUCAAGGGGGACCCAUUUAUACACCAAAUUGUCAGAGGUCCCUUUCAAGCCAGAGGAAUAACAGUGUGAAAUAACGUCUGAUGUUAAAGAUAAAAAUGUUAAGGUAACCAUGGAAACUAAACCUAUCGUGGUUGGCAGACCUGUUCUAAAAACAGUUCACUGAAGAGAAAAUUGAAGAACAAUCAUCAAAUAAAUAAAUAUUUAGAGAAAACAACAUUAUGUGACAUAUUUGUAUGGCCUUUUUAAAACAAUUAUUAUGCAUCAGAAACCUAUUUUUACAUUCUAAUUGAGCACCAUUAAUACUUUAAAAAUAUGAAUUUUAAAAUGACAUUGGGCCAUGAUACUUAGUUGUGUAUAUUAUUUAUAAUCUUGUAUAAUUUUAGUUUUUUACCUGAUUUCAGCUUUCAUGUUGUGUUGCUAACCACUUCCUCACUGUCCUCGCCCCAUGAGUUGUCAUGUUAACCACCGUGAGUUUUCAGUGUUAACCUGAUCUGGUAGAAUGUCUUUGUCCUCCUAUACAUCAGACAGAAGAUGAUUACAUCGUUUUAUAAUUCGUCCUGUGACCAAGCAUUAUCAUUCCAGACAAACAAACAUCAUGCCAGCAUUAAGAGUUGUGUCAAAAAAGUCUAUUUCUCCAACACUUGACCAAGUGGUCUGUAGCUCAAAUGUAAACCAUUGUUUCCCUUAUUCUCUUUUUGAUUUUAUUUUAUUUGUAAAAAAUAGGGUAUGGGAAGAAAAAAUAGAAAACUAUUGUUUCCUUUGGUAGUGUAAAAUACAGUAGGGUUGGGUGGGUGUGGGUGUGGUUGUUUCCAUUUUUUUUUACUUAAAAUAUGUUGAAUGAUUUGAUACUGGAAUCCUUGUCUUGUGUGUUGUUCUGAGGUACAUGAUCCAGGAACACCUCAGCCUGUCCUUCUCAACCUUGAUAAUUCAUGGCUGUCUAUCCAAAAAAAAAAAAAAUGAACACUAGACUGCAACAUUUAUAGGAUGAAUUGAAAGUGGGGAAAUUCAAGGCUGACUGACUAAACUGGCUUUUUAAGACAAUGUACUUAACUUGACAGCUCAUAAAAUAAUAUUGCUAUAUCCAUGUGCUUUACUGUCACCCUAUGAAUAAUUGAGUCACCAGAGUGUUAAAAAGCUCAACCAUGCCUUCUCAAGGCAGGAGCUAUUGGGGGAACAAUGUCCAUUCCGUUAGGCUGCACAUGCACCUCUGUUUCCAUCUGGUAAUUACUCCAGUGCCGAGUGCUUGUUCCGCUGCAACUAGAAGCAUUGCUCCGAAUGCCCACAGUUGCAGCGGUUAUGUGGCAUUACACUGACGUAGUUCUUUGCAAUCACAUGCGUGUAUACAUGCUAUCUAAUGACGAGUGUAAUUCAUCAUUGCAUCCUCUUUCUCAUUUCUUCUUCUUUUGAUCUGAAGGACAAGAGAUUUCUUUAGUGGUGGACAUUUAUGGAGUCCUUUGCCCACACCAAAUCUUUGUCAGUUUUGAUGUCUCAUGUGUAAGACCGUUGAAUAACAAUAAGGUCACUGCUGUGAAAUUGUUUCCUUACAUUUCCAAAAAAAAAAAUCAUUUAUUAAUUCAAGAGAUUGUACUGAACUUCAUACCCAAAUAAAAAAUGAAUAAAAAAAAUGUGUUUUUUA